Molecule: messenger RNA, 1281 nt
Organism: Lampris incognitus (smalleye Pacific opah)
Lineage: Eukaryota; Metazoa; Chordata; Actinopteri; Lampriformes; Lampridae
Product: T-box transcription factor TBX1-like
Exons: 11
Coding region: 1-1116 (371 amino acids)
Biological process (GO): regulation of transcription by RNA polymerase II; cell fate specification; positive regulation of DNA-templated transcription
Cellular component (GO): nucleus
Molecular function (GO): RNA polymerase II cis-regulatory region sequence-specific DNA binding; DNA-binding transcription factor activity, RNA polymerase II-specific
Source: RefSeq, a predicted model, not a curated record
AUGGGCCGCACACUAGCCCAAUGUGCUGACAGUCAUCAGAGUCUCUGCUCCCAGCAGGUGACCAUUGAACCCUCAACCCAGUCCCAUGCUGAGGGAAAUGGCUGGGGGUCCCUCCAAAGACCAACACCACCAGGCUGGGGUUGGACACACAUAAGGGAGCCGGCGUACAGAUUUAAAAAACUGCUCUGCUGUGCUGAGGACGGGUCAACACCGGGCUCCAAAGCCCCCCAGGUCACUGGGGUCAGAGUUCAGCUAGAGAUGUACACUCUAUGGAAGCAGUUUGACCAGCUGGGCACCGAGAUGAUCGUUACCAAAGCUGGGAGAAGGAUGUUUCCAACAUUCCAGGUGAGGAUCUCUGGUAUGGACCCCGCUGCUGAAUAUGUCCUUCUUAUGGAUUUUAUCCCUGUGGAUGACAAGAGAUACAGAUAUGCAUUCCAUAGCUCUUCCUGGCUGGUGGCAGGACGUGCAGACGUUGCUGCCCCAGGUAGGAUGUAUUUCCAUCCUGACUCGCCGGCCCGUGGAACCCAGUGGAUGAAGCAGACGGUGUCCUUUGAUGCACUCAAACUCACUAACAACCUGCUGGAUGACAAUGGACACAUGAUCCUGAACUCCAUGCAUCGCUACCAGCCACGUUUCCAUGUUGUGUAUGUGGAUCCGGCUCCUAACAGCCACUUACAUGCCAACAGGAACUUCUGCUCCUUCUCUUUCCCUGAGACUCGCUUCAUCGCUGUCACAGCCUACCAGAACCACCGGAUUACCCAGCUGAAGAUAGCAAGCAACCCAUUCGCUAAAGGCUUUAGAACAGCAGACCCCCAGGACUGGGUGGGUAACGUCAUGGCCCUGACAGUGCGGCAUCCACCAGAGGGCAGAGCAGAGCCCCACACCAAAACAGCAGGAGAGCAGCAAAUGAGCUUUGGAUCAGAUACCUUAGCUGGGCGAGAGGACCCCACCCCCCUGUUGGCAGAGCAGUGUGGGCUGCCCCCCCAUCCCAAAGAGGCCUUGGGAUGUUCUACUGAGAGGAAGGAUGGGGACUGUAUUUUCCCAUCACCUUUUCUCUGUCUUACUCCUUACUGGGACUGUCCUAACUCCUCUUCAGAGAGACUCAAUUUGUCAUAAACAAACAAACAAACAGAAAAACAGACAGACUAUUAAUUAAUUAAUUAAUUAAUUCGAACUCGUGCUUUAACAUUAAUAUUUGAUUCGACCUACUAUUUUACUGUUCUCAUGUCAUGAUAUAUAAUAUUUCAUCACAUUUUUGCAUAAUGAAAUAAUUAUGUUUGA